This is a messenger RNA of Caenorhabditis briggsae, 1386 nucleotides long. Gene Ontology annotation, molecular function: N,N-dimethylaniline monooxygenase activity; NADP binding; flavin adenine dinucleotide binding. The record is from RefSeq and is a predicted model, not a curated record. NCBI's taxonomy places the organism in Eukaryota, Metazoa, Nematoda, Chromadorea, Rhabditida, Rhabditidae. Bases 1 to 1386 code for a protein of 461 amino acids. The transcript has 11 exons.
AUGACUCCAAAAACUAACAAGAAGCUAUUAAUUGUGGGUGCUGGAGCAUCGGGACUUCCAUCGUUGAGACAUGCAUUGCUUUAUGGAGUUGAUGUUACUUGUUUUGAGCUCACAAAUCAAGUUGGAGGACUAUGGAAUUACAAACCACAGGAGACGACUUUAUCCUCCGUAAUGAAAACCACCGUAAUCAACACCUCCAAAGAAAUGACGGCAUAUUCGGAUUUUCCACCCGAAGGAACAAUGGCAAACUUUAUGCAUAAUACAGAAAUGUACAGAUAUCUUCAUAACUAUGCGAAACAUUACGAUCUGGAAAAGCAUAUAAAGUUCAAUCAUAAGGUGAAUUCAAUCCAUAGGAAUGAAGAUUAUGACAAAACUGGAAAGUGGAAAGUCAACUAUACAGAUGACGAAGGAGCCACCCAUGACGCUGUAUUCGACGGUAUUCUUUUGUGCUCUGGUCAUCAUACUACACCCAAUUGGCCGAAAAAAUUCCGAGGACAAAACGAUUUCAAAGGACGCAUUAUUCACUCACAUAGUUAUAAGGGGCAGAAGAUCAAAAAGGAGGAUUGGAGAGAAAUGGAGAUGUCGAUCUAUGAGAGCGGCGGCGAUGAGACGUCGUUUAGAGAAGUCGCAGAGGAGAAGGACAUCUCCCAAGAAAUGGCUCAAGCAGCUUUCGAAGAAAUCCUCCACAACAAGAGACAGGGGGAAUCCCAGUACCGUUUUCAACGAGACAGAUCCCUCGAGGCCUGUCCAUCAGAUGCCCUGCCGAUCGUCUUCAUUCCAUGCAAGUACCAGAAUAUGGAGGACCCAAGAUGCUGCUUGAAUAAUAUGGAUGCCCAACCGAACUUCCAAGUCUUCCCAAAGCCAAGAUGCAAUCGGAAUCUACACGACAUCAGCUUAAGUCCAAUUGGACGAUCUGUGAGUUCUAAUUUAGCUAGAGAUCAUUUUAGAAUUCAAAACUUUCAGGGAAGUCUUCCAGUGGAUCGCCCUCUCUUCGUGAGGACUUCGACGCCAAUGAGACCAACACGAUCCGUAACAGGAUCAGUGGACUCCCUUCCGUCGAGCUCGUCAAGUGAUAGUGAUCAUUUUCUCCAGCCUCGACAUUUCGACAGACGUCGCAGGGAGCCGUCGGAGUUGUCAUCAGCAAGUUCGGCACAAUCAAUUCCGAAACGGCCAAGGACUCAUUUGUCGGUGACACAGGCACUAUCCCCAGCAGCAGCUCUCGGAGCACCGCUGAUGUCUCCAGCGAUGCCAACGGCAACUUUUGUCAACUGUGGAGAUAGUCAGGCUUCGCAAAGUGGAGCACAGCUAAAAAUAUGUGCUAGGACUGGAGCUUCGUACAUGUCAAAGUGCGGACAAGGAUGCUCCGAUUCAGCAAACCAGUGGUGA